AUGGGCGAAAAACGCCAGCAGAACGAGUAUGCCGAGGCGGAGCCGAUGGCCAAGAGGCCCAGAAGCGGUGGUUUCAGUAAAGACCAGCAUGCAAAGAAGCACACGGCCAAGCCGGACUCGUCGAGCUGGGCAAAGAAGCGGGCUCGUGCGAUUGAGCGGCGCAUGCAGCGCAACCCCGACACGCUGCCGGCGAACGUGCAGCAGGACCUGGAGCGCGAGCUGAUUGCGCUUCGGCAGCAGCUGAACAGCCGGCAGGAGAAGAAGCAGCGGACGUACAUGAUCUCCAAGUACCACAUGAUUCGGUUUUUUGAACGGAAAAAGGCGAUGCGUCUGGAGAAACAGCUGCGGCGACGGCUUGCCGAAUCGGACGACCCGAUGGAGGUGGCAGCCAUCAAGGCAGACCUGCACAUUGCCGAGGUGGACCGGAUGUACGCGACGUACUUUCCGUUUAUGGAGCCCUACGUGAGCCUGUAUGCGGCGAAGGAGGAAAAGGAGAAGGAGGAGAAGGGUGGCAAGGGUGACGAGGACGACGAGGACGACGACAGUGAGGGCGGCGCAAAAUCAAAGGCUGGCAAAACGGCUGGCAAAAAGGCCGGCAAGAAGGCCAAGGGCGAGGACAAGGUGGAGGCCAAGGCUGACAGCAGUGCGACAAGCAAAGCGGCGCAGUUGUUGCACGCGCCACGGCCACCGAUCUGGGCCCUGGUUGAGACAGUGAUGCAGUCCGGCGACAUGAGGGAGCUGAAGCAGCUACAGGAGCGGCAGCCGAAGAAGACGGCCGAGAAGGCAGGCAGCAAAACAGCGACGGGAGCGAAGGAGGAGAAGAGGGAGGAUAAGAAGGCCAAGGGCCAGGAGGAUGAUAGCGAUGAUGGUGGUUUCUUUGACGCGAUGUCAUACAACCAGCUCCGGGCCUGGAUCGAAGCCCAGGAGGCCUUUGAGCGGCAGAAUGGCAGUCCGGCGCCGCUGACGGACGAGCAGCGCCGGGCCAUGGCGGUGCUGGUGCCGGCGCCGAUGGUUCUGCCGGCGGGCGACGGGGCGAUGGAGGCGAGCACGGACUGGAUCAGCCGUCUGAUGCACUAUGAGCAGUCCAGACCGUACGACGCAGCCGGCAGCCGUGCCGAGUUCAUCGAAGAGCCCAUCGCCUCACGCGGCGGCGGUCCACCAUACUGGCGGUGCUGGUGUCGGCUGCCGCGCGAGGCGCCGUCGCAGCGAUUCCCCGACGCAGACACCGUGGCAGCCGAUCCGCAUGCCGCCGUCUUCCUCCGCAAAAAGGACGCCAAGAAGUUUGCGGCCCAGUGUGCGGUCCGAUGGCUGAUGGCGCACCACUACAUGCCGACAGCCGUCACGGGCAGCAGCCCACGGCCGCCGGUUUCGUCCACGUCCACAGCCGUCGCCAGACGACUGUCCUCGCUGCCCCUUCCCGUGCCAUCCACCUCUCCGCCUUCUCGUCGUCUCGUCCAUCAGGCGCAGCAGCCAGACACGACAACGACGACUGCUGCUGCACUGCCGUCUCCCAAACAGAUCCUACCAGCUUCCACCUCCACCUCCUCUUCCCUCCCACAGCCACUGUCGUCCUCUCCCGACGAGGAGUCCACGCUCGCAGACUAUCGCGCCCGUCUGUCUCAACCGGCUGACUCAUCCGCCACCAACGCCAAGGUCUCGUCCAUGGCCUCGUGGCAGUCGUCGUCGCCCUCCACCAAGCGCAGACGCGGCAGCGACGGCGACAGCACGUCCAACGUGCGCAGCCUCCAGGACUUGUGCCAGAAGCUGGGCAUGGCCAUGCCGGAACUCCGCGUGACCGCCUGCAGGGGCCCCAAUACCGGCUUCUUCGACGGCGUCGCCGUCUUUCUGCCGCAGAAGAACAGACCCGCUCCUGUGGUCCUCCCGACUGGCGUCGGCUCUGUCUCCAUGGUUUACACCCGAGAGGCCACGAAGGAGAAGCUGGCCCAGAGCGUGCUUGCCCAUCUGGCUUCGGCUGCAGCCAAGGACCAGUAA
Messenger RNA from Grosmannia clavigera kw1407, 1992 nucleotides. Its product is annotated as rRNA-processing protein efg1. The transcript has 3 exons. Gene Ontology annotation, biological process: maturation of SSU-rRNA from tricistronic rRNA transcript (SSU-rRNA, 5.8S rRNA, LSU-rRNA). NCBI's taxonomy places the organism in Eukaryota, Fungi, Ascomycota, Sordariomycetes, Ophiostomatales, Ophiostomataceae. The coding region runs from base 1 to 1992 and encodes 663 amino acids. Gene Ontology annotation, cellular component: nucleolus; preribosome, small subunit precursor. The record is from RefSeq and is a predicted model, not a curated record.